GGUCGGGAGCGUGCCGAGUGCGGCUCCCGCUGAGUAUUCCUAUCCAAAACAGUGCACUACCUGUGAUUCCGGUAAUUUGUGCCUCCACGGUGCAAUUGGUACCGAGGAGGGAAAAGCUCUCGUCCAUGUGUUCCUAUUUUUCGGAAUUUUUGAAGUAGCUCGAUGUUCGAGGUCCUGCAUCGAAAGAUGAGAUUGAAGCGCUGCAUCAGCGAAAAUUCCACGAAACUUCAAAGGCUCUAGCAUUUCGGAGUCGCCAAAGUUCAACCGAAGCUAUCAAAUUCCUCCGAGUCAACUCACGAGAGGAAUCUCUCGCAUUUCUUGAAUUCCCAAAUUCAAGGAGAGACGGGAAAAUAUAUACCGUUGCUGUUAGAAAAUCGAAAUAAUCGCCACUCUAUCACGGAAGGACUAUGAAAACACCUUGCAGAUGUAAUCGGGAGUAAUCGAAUAAUUUUUGAAACCACGAUGGCGCCCGAUUACGUGAUAGCGGUUUUCGUGUUCUUUUGCAUUCCCACAGCGAGGGCCAGAUGCAUAACGCGGUGCAGCACCGCUGCCCGGUCCGUUUACUGCUACGAAUGCGAUUCGUGGACGGACUUGAGGUGCAAGGACCCCUUCAACUACACCGCAUUACCGAGGGAUCAACCUCCCCUGAUGACCUGCAACGGAUGUUGCGUAAAAAUGGUGCGCAACGCGAAAUCACCGUUCGAGAGCGUCCGGCGAACCUGCACGUCGCAGCUACAGAUUAACUUAUUCAUGGUGGACCACGUGUGCAUGAUGGAAAGUACCGGCACUGGUCACAUGUGCUUCUGUGAGGAAGAUAUGUGCAAUCGCGUCCCUCCCUCGGCCAGUACGAGUCCUCUCCUCUUCCUGAUCCUGCCCGCGAUCCUGACCCUCCGCUCCAUCCCGAUCAGUCCCAGCUUGCUUCGUAGAUCGCUGCGAUGAACGAGUUCUCACUGACUGUUCACCCCGUAUAUAGAGUCCUCGUAGAUCGUAGGAUCACUGGGAGUCAUUGAUAUGGGACGAUCUACCUUUACCCGUUCACCUAGGAACUUUCAACUCUUCUACGUCGUAGCGUCUCUCGGGGUAGUUUCUUUCUCGAGUUUCCGAAGAUCCCGUCGAAUACCUUAUCGUCGACUGCUUCGACCGCGGCCAUUCGGUUGACAAAAAACAUAUAUAUACGGCGUUCGUGUUCACCGCAAAUUUACGGCUCGAGAGACUAUAAUGGACUUUUCUACGUCGCGCGUUUCUUCGGGCUGACUUUUUCGGGAUUCCCGCUCCGGAUUUGACAGCCAUCUUGUCGGUCGACCCAUCCGACAUGGCUGCCAAAUCCGUUCCCUCGUUCGAAACAAUCGCCGGCUACAAUCACAGCGACUUAUAUCCCGAUACUUCCGGAUUCUUGCUCCACACCCAACCAUGUGUAACGAGCACCUCGGACUCUCUUUGUCUCUCCAAUUAUCUCUCGUAUAUUACACUGACCUCUUUCCCCUGGACCCGACCACUGGAAAUGAUUCGUAGUUAGAAUGCGCUUGGAAGGCGUCCUCACGUGGCGUGUUUUCGGCAUGCCCACCAACUAGACGUGUGCGCUGCUUACGAGCUCCCAAAAUCCGCAACUACCCGAAAAAGAAUUUAGAGAAAGUGAGUACGCGUAUGAAUUUGUAUGACGUACCUGUGGAGAGGAAAUCGAAGCCGACUUUGACGGUGGGGAGGCCGUUUUUUGGAGCCCGUUCGCGGACCACCGAUUAUCGUAGAUAGUUAAUACUUAGAUAGAAGUCGAGGAUGCGCGUGGAAUGGACUUUAUAGGAUCUUAAGGCCCCGGAGCUCGUGAUUAGUCGCUCCGGGGAGAGUGUUUUUAGUUGGCAUUUCAAUUGUUUUUUAGGGUGUCGUCGACCUCCACCGUCUUUCUCGACCGUGUUCGCGAUUGCUCGAUCCGUUGGACGCGUCGGGAAAACCUGGAAAAAAAUACAGACCCGUGGCAAUACUUGGCGGAGUGUUUGGACAGUACAGCUGGCGCCUCGCCGAAAUAGAAAUAGUUUCGAGUGUCUCUGGUAUUCGCUCGUGAUUCCGGAGAAACCAUGAAAAUACGAGCUGAGGAGCUGCAGGGAUAAAAAAACAAAUUCAGAAUUGGCGCGAAGAAAUGAAAUUUCUGUAGCGAUAAUAACAGACAAAUCGGACAAGUAUUGCCGGUGGCGCAUUUUUUUCCGUCGCGGCCAUCCACACUUGAUUUCCACUCUGGCACUGAAUGUCAAUGCUGCAUGUCGGUGCACUUUUCACCCACGAAUGCAACGGAAGGUGAAGUACAAUUAUUUACCGUAGACUUACGCGUUUGCUUGGAAGAUUUGCGAUAGACAUUUCUCCCCGGGCAAGUUUCUGCCAUCGAGCCGAGCUUCGCUGCGGAAGCGAUUGCCGAGAAGUUUGGCACCAGACAACUUUACCGUGAAGAAUAAUCAAGAGGGUGUUUUAUAUGACCUUUUUAAACCAAAAUUCUCGUCCAAGAACCGAGUGAAAUUGUACCGUUGUCCUUUAACGUUUUGCGUUCGAACACUGUACCACCAGCACUGUGUGAGCACUCUGCAUGACUGCAUGCCUGAAUUAGUACUCUACUAGUACACGUUCGCCACCUUUCUUCCACUUUUCCGCUGCUCCUCUAAUUGCCACAAACAGAGAUAAUUAAUUAAUUAAUUAAACAAUCUCGGUCGCAAUAAUUGCAUACGCGAUAAGAAAGGCCGGGGCGCGCUGUACAAUUCAUCGUGAUUGCGAUCGAGAGAAAUAAGAAAAAGUAAAAAAUAACUGAAUUUAUUUAACCGAGUUCAGUUCCGAGUAAAAAAUACAGUAACGAGGGAAAAGUGCCGAUUGUAAAACGAGGUCUUGACACGUUCGUGACAAGGUUACGUAAACUCGCGUGAUACAACUACGCGAGGUGAGUUAAAACUGUUAGCUCGGUCAUGAACAUGUUAAUCCUUCGUUUCACGGUACGUGCUUUGCCCAGCAGUUCGGAGUACUCGUUACGUGCAAGAAUAGUCGAGUAGAAGAUAUAGGAUGAAAUAAUUCAAUCAAAAGGGGGACAAGAUGUACACCGAAAUUCAUGGUAUAAAUGAGUGGCCCACCACUUUGCGAGAAUUUGUGCAAGGCGCUGCAAACUUUAAUUUUGUUUAAUACGGUCUCUUUUUACUUUUUUUUAAAUUAUUUUUGUUCGAGCAAUUAGGGAGAAAAAUAAACCGGCAGAUUAGAGGAGCAGUCGAAAGCAGACCCACCCUCCACCCUGACGAAAGGGGAAGACAAGAUGUACGCACUACGUGGGCCUUCAGAUUGCUUCCUGCACGCGACUCCGAAUAGCGGGCUGAUUUUGCGGGAACAAGCUGAACGCGCAUGUCCUCACAGAAAGGCUUUCUCAAACGGAGCCUUUUGCCAAGCGAAUUUCGCCACUCGCCAAAACUGAACCCGCGAGAUUCCUAUGGCAAGCCAUGCGGCUCGUGCCGCGUCAUUUAUUCAUUGUAGCACGCGCGGCUGCGAGGCCGCCAUUUCGGUACCGUAAUCCCGCUUUCAUGUCGCGAAAAUCUCUAGACGAAACGGGCAGGGCCUAAUGCGAAUCUCUCGAAACGAUGCCAACGUAGAACUCCCCUUAACGUUUCAAACACUGCUACACGAUUUUUAUUUUACCCGAGGCACUUGCGAUCGACGACGCCAUGUCGAGGGUUGGAGGCGACUCCGUUUGAUGGUGGCAUGGACGGUAUUAAAAAAAUGUAAUACCCCUUGUGGUACGGAAAAAUCGAGGUUCUUUCGAAAAGCAAUAAUUUGCGCGACAUAUCAGAGGAUAUGAUUACUGGAUAAGAACUUUCUUUCGAGAGGAAAGGUGUUAAUGUUGAAAGUAACGGACUACUCUAAUGGCGAAGGAUGCAAUUGCAUAAUUUCUUAUUAUUUUACGAAUUGGAAAUCCUAGCGUCUUUAAAUAUGUCGCGAACUACAAAGGAUAUAAUUUACUAGUGGAGUACUUUUGGAGGCAUAUCCCUAUAACGUUUUAUCAAUGCCAACAUCAAGCAAAAGCUUCUUACAAUUUAAUAACUAUUAUUUACAAUAUUAUAGCGCAUACUUUAGCGACUUCUUUUACGCUUGGACUCUCAGUGUACUGUAUUUUAAAUUGCACCGCAGUAAUCAAUCGUCAUUAAUUUUGCAAACUGGAGUGAAAAUAUUACCACUUUAUGAAGUAACCAAGUAACAAAAUAACGUCAGUGAUAUUACAAAAUAAUACCUGAGUUAAGUAGUACCUACUUAGAAGGCAUCUUUAAUCUUAAUUAAUUUCAAUGUACCCCCUUCUUCCGCAAAUCUGGGAAAAUUAUUCGCUGCCCUUAUGCAGUAAUUUUUUAUCUAAGAAAAUCUAGUCUCUUUCGCAACAUCGUCGGAAACCUUUGCAAAGGCGAACCUUGGUGGAGCAACCCGAGAGGCGCGAAUCGUCCGUGGUCUCGCAAUUGCGAAAACUAUCUUUUAAUUAAGACCUCAUUGCUCUAGAUGUAAAGUUAGGUAGAACGACACUUUGUCGGGGCGAAAAUGUAUAGAACGGAAAAAUUUUCAAUCCUUGCUUGAGCCGGGCGAUUUGUCAAUUUUUUUUCUCGCUCGGCACCGGACCGACUCGAUCCGACUAGGGUAAUGGCACAAUAAUUAUUGCUAUUCUCGAUACAUAAUAUAUAAAUAUAUAUAUGUACAUACAUGUAUACACGUGUAUACAAGAUGAUAUACGACCGUUGAUAUUGAUAAAAGUUUCUAGAACGAUCGGAGAGAGUGUAUCGCGCGUUUUGGCGCGUUCUCUCAUUUUUUUUUUCGAAUUCCGCGGAUUUUCCCAGGCUUCGAAAAAUCAGACUUUCAGAUGCAUCGCAUUUUCCCAAAACUUCUCGCACUAUCUCACCUGGAGACGUUUUGCGAUUUUUAUUGCAGGACCUUUUAAAUUAUUUACUACACUGGGGGAGGGAGUAGAAUUUUGUGAUAACGUGUUUGAUUUCACGGCCUUACUAGUUAAGUCUUGCGGGCUUUUAGAGAAAUGAGAAUUCUGGGAAGAGCUUUGGAAUUCCACAUUCGAAGUUUUGGUGCCUAGAUAUUAGCGAGCGACGCUUUGCGCGGAUAGGUUGAAAUUCCUUUGCGAAAAAGGCCGAGGUUCGUAGACGGUGCCAUUCUAGAUUUUUCAAUUUUUAAAUUUUAAAUGACGAGAAUUUUUAUUUUCAAGAUUCCUGUCACUUGGAAUUAAAUUUAGGAUGGAAGUAUGUAGUGAAAUAUAAUCUGAUUGAAAAUUAGUCUGGCAGCGUUUUGGACCUUUCGCUCAUAAUUCGAGACGAGUGGCCGCACGGAUUCGACUUCGCUAGACUCAAAAUCGUGAGAUGUCACUAGCUAGUAAGGAAUUGCGAAUUGUUUGCGUUGAACGCGAAUAAAAAACCGACGUUAUCUCCUGCGUGGUGGAUCCACUGCGAGAAGACUGACGAAAAGGAACGAAGCACGCGACGCUGACGCGUAGAGCAUUUAAUCAUGUCAUAUCAUUGAUCGAAAUAAAAUUUAUAUAUCACCCCUUACUCAAA
Orussus abietinus is the source of this 5555-nucleotide messenger RNA. It is a transcript of the gene qvr, whose product is annotated as protein quiver. The record is from RefSeq and is a predicted model, not a curated record. Gene Ontology annotation, biological process: sleep; positive regulation of voltage-gated potassium channel activity; regulation of synaptic transmission, cholinergic. Bases 463 to 939 code for a protein of 158 amino acids. Lineage: Eukaryota; Metazoa; Arthropoda; Insecta; Hymenoptera; Orussidae. The transcript is spliced from 6 exons.